This is a messenger RNA of Porites lobata, 2697 nucleotides long. NCBI's taxonomy places the organism in Eukaryota, Metazoa, Cnidaria, Anthozoa, Scleractinia, Poritidae. The record is from the annotation of a GenBank genome assembly.
AUGACCGAAAUCCGAGAUGCUGUUUUUCCCAAAAUUGAAAGAAACAUAGACGUUGCCCAGCAGAAGCAAAAGCAACAAUACCUUAAAAGGACAGGAGGUCUGAAGUUUACCUUCAAUAAUGGCGAUACUGUUCUGCGGAGAAACAUGCUGCAGAAGACAUCAAAGGGGCACAAGAUGGAGGACCAAUGGAUUGGGCCAUAUACUGUAGAAGGACUUGAUCUGGUGAAGGGAACAUGCAAACUACGAGCGAAAGACAGAAGACUACUGCAAAGAAAAAUUAAUCUAAAAGACCUUAAAUUGUAUAGGGAGCAGUCCACGUCACAAACACCUUCAAAUGAUGCCCUACUACAGGAAUCCUCAGCUCAACAAUACCCUACACGACCCCAAGACAGUAUAUCAGCUGUACCACAAAAUAACCAGUCGGGGGUAUCGAGUGUGUGGCAACCUACACAAUCCACUCAGCUGAGUGGUGCAGCAGUACAACAACCUGCCCCAACACCAACAACAAGUCAGCCCGAUGUACCAGCCACUCACAGAACAGCCCAAUCAACAAGUCAACCGAGAGGAGCAGGGGUGCAACAACCUGUCAGAAUAACAACAACAAGUCAGCCCGGUGGGUGGGCCACUCAAAGACCAACCCCAUCAACGAGUCAGCCGGGAGGAGCAGGGGUGCGACAAGCUGCCCCAAUGCCAACAACAAGUCAGCCCAGUGGACCAGUCACUCAAAGACCAGCUCCAUCAACGAGUCAAGCGAGAGGAGCAGGGGUGCGACAACCUGCCCAAAUGCCAACAAGUCAGCCCAGUGGACCAGUCACUCAAAGACCAGCUCCAUCAACGAGUCAAGCGAGAGGAGCAGGGGUGCAACAACCUGCCUCAAUGGCAACAACAAGUCAGCCCGGUGGACCAGUCACUCAAAGACCAGCCCCAUCAACGAGUCAGCCGGGAGGAGCAGGGGUACAACAACCUGUCCGAAUACCAAGUACAAGUCAGCCUGGCGGACCAGCCACUCAACGACCAGUUACAUUGACAAGUCAGCCGGGAAGAGCAGGGGUGCAACAACCUGCCCCAACACAAACAACAAGUCAGCCGGGUGGACCAGCCAUUGAAAGACCAGCUCCAUCAACGAGUCAGCCGGGAGGAGCAGGGGUGCAACAACCUGCCUCAAUGCCAACAACAAGUCAGCCCAGUGGACCAGUCACUCAAAGACCAGCCCCAUCAACGAGUCAGCCGGGAGGAGCAGAGGUGCAACAACCCGUCCAAAGACCAGUCCCUUCAACAUAUGACCAACGAGGAGCGGGAGUAGCAGAACCUGCCCCAAAUACAAACGAGUCCAUCGGAGCAGCUAUAGCGCCUCCCUCAACAUCAAGCAACCUGGGUGAAGAAGCUGUACGGCAGGCCCCUCUGCUAGGAAAUUUGCAUGGAGCAAGAGAUUUUCGCAGCUUAAGUAACAAACUCAAGGCCAUAACUGAACAGGACAUCAUUGUCAGUUUCAAUGAAGUCAUACUGGGUGUUUUGUCAAGCAUACUUGAUGGGACUAACAACAGCUGGCGAUACAAUGUUUACUGUCGUAAAACUUCUUUGGAAGGGGUUGAAACCAUUGACAGAGAUGACCUGAAAUUUAAUGUCACAUUUGGUGAUUUUGAUGAAAACCAAGCUUAUGCUAUGCUUCAACUAAUUGCAAAACACUUUCCAAAGCUUCCAAGUACGUGCCUAACAGAAGUACUGCUGCCUGAGGCACUUGUCCACCUGUGCUGCCAUCGACUAGAUAUGACCUAUGACCAGGCAGAAACAUUCCUAUCCCUUGGUGGUGAGGACGAAUUGGGGGACUUCAUGGCACACCUGAAAAAUAAAGUAGACAAGAAAACCAAAAAGAAAAGAAAUAACUUUGGACAGAAAAGAAAAAACUGUGCACAGGACGGGGAAGUAGAGUUUAUAAAACGUUGUAAGAUGGAUGAGCAAGCAAUCCUCAAGAUGCAGAGGCCAAAGUUUAACCUGGAACCGGAGGAUAGUGCAAUAAGCAAAACUGCAAUGCUUACUGACAAGCACAUUCAAAUGGCACAGGAACUGUUACAUCGCCAAUUUCCUCACAUAGAGGGACUGAUGUCUCCUUCAAUAUCAACUGUCCAACAGUUUCCAGUAAUGAGACAGGAAUUUGUCCAAGUUCUUCACACUGGAGGGCUUCACUGGGUCACCGUGAGUACUAUUGGAUGUAAGGGGAACAACAAAGUCAACCUAUAUGACAGCCUCUACCAUGGUAUAUCUCCCCAGAAUGAGGAGCAGAUAGCAUCCCUUCUCUUUGUUGAUAAUGCUGAACAUAUUGAGGUAUCUAUUCCACCAGUUGUUCAGCAGACCAACGGGACCGACUGUGGAGUAUAUGCCAUAGCAUUUGCCACAGCUCUGUGCAACAACCUAGACCCAACAUCUCUUAAGUUCAACAGACGGGCAAUUAGAGAUCAUCUUUGGCAAGCAUUACAGUGUGGACACUUGAGCAUGUUCCCAUUUGAGAAGAGGAGGCCACAAGAUCAAAACAAGCUUGUCAAAAUCAGUGUCUACUGCGAAUGCCGCAUGCCAUACAACCCCCCAAAAGACAAAAUGGCAGAAUGUACAGGGUGCAAAAAGUGGUUCCACAAAGAAUGCCAACAGAUCGCUGACAAAGUCUUCAAAUUUGCCAGAUUUCAAUGGAGGUGCAAAACGUGC